Molecule: messenger RNA, 1292 nt
Organism: Drosophila ficusphila
Lineage: Eukaryota; Metazoa; Arthropoda; Insecta; Diptera; Drosophilidae
Source: RefSeq, a predicted model, not a curated record
CAUUUUAUUCAGAGUGCUGGUUCGGAAUAGACAUAACCAACUCACUUUUGUUUUUUUUUUUUAUAUAUUAUUUAAAAUUCUCAAUGUCUCACUAAAAAACCGGCAAGAUUGUUGAACGAAAACCAAAAAUAGAUCUCGAUCCAAAAUUGCACCGUGCCUUUUAUAAGUUCCGCGCGUCCAGAGAAUCUCCUGCUAAAUCGCGAUGGCCAAGGACCAAGAAGGACAAUCCUCCGACGACCAGAAACGAGAGCAGCGAGCCAGGCUAAUCAAGGCCUUGAGUCGCUUCAAGCCACGGGAUGCCAAUCCACUGCAGUUCUACAACUGCGUCCGCGAACUCUGCAUAAUGCACAACUGCAGCAUCGACGAGGGCUUAGAACGAGCCGCACUAACUUGGCCAGGACUCAGCAUGCGCCAGCGGGAGCUGUACGACUCGCAACGUCAUGCGGAGCUGCCGAUCCCCGUGCCACGGCACCUGAUCUACCGCGCCUUCCAGAAGGAGAGCAAGGGGCUGUGGUCCUUGGGCCGCUCCUCGGCGGGUGGCAAGCGAUCCACCCGCUACACCUUGGAGUCCUACAAGCCGCCCCCGAAAGCGUCGCGCCUCAAGACUCAGCUGGAGGAGAAGCGGCCCAAGUACGAUAACCUCCUCGACUUGCCACCCAAAGUGGCAGCAAUGCUGCCGCCAGCGCCCAAUCGCAAGUUCUCGAGAGUGUCGCCUUCUUCCGGUCGCAGGAUCCGGAGUCUAACGCCUCCGGCAGUAAGGCAUGUGAGUUCCAUUCGACAGAUCCUCUCGAUGGCCAGUGUGGAGAUGAAGAAGCCUGUGCGACGGCGGCCGGGAAAAAUCCCUCGAGCCAAAAAAGUUGGCGGCCUUGAGCCGGCUAAAAUUGUGCCGGAGAAACUGUCGCCUAAAGCUUCGAAGUUGCAGAGGAAGAAGAUAACCAAACGGAAGGGUGGCGGCUCCAAGGCCAAAAGGUUGGCCAAGGAGGCGGAUUCGAAGGCCUCGCACAACUGGAGUUUGGCAAUCGGAGGUGUCCGCCGGCGACUCAUGAUGCACCAGCCCUCGAAGACCAGAUCGUAAUUCUAUAUCCCAGCUCCACAAAUUGCUGUUAUUACUUGUAUACUUGUAUACUUGUGAAUUUGUUUUGAUUGUAAAGGGAAUGCUCUUGUCCUCAGUUGAAACCCAAACACAGAUUUUUUGUUGCUCUAUAUUCUCAAAAAGUGAAAAAUUGUUGAAAAAAAAUGUAUAGAGUUGAAACCUACUGAACUAUUGAAUAAAAAGAAUACAAUAAAUCAAA